Xiphias gladius (swordfish) is the source of this 7844-nucleotide messenger RNA. Its product is annotated as zinc finger protein 704. The transcript has 9 exons. Gene Ontology annotation, biological process: regulation of transcription by RNA polymerase II. Gene Ontology annotation, cellular component: nucleus. Gene Ontology annotation, molecular function: DNA-binding transcription factor activity; RNA polymerase II cis-regulatory region sequence-specific DNA binding. The record is from RefSeq and is a predicted model, not a curated record. The coding region runs from base 198 to 1805 and encodes 535 amino acids. NCBI's taxonomy places the organism in Eukaryota, Metazoa, Chordata, Actinopteri, Istiophoriformes, Xiphiidae.
UUUUUGGAUAUCCUGGGUCGUAGUGGUGGAGGCGGUGGUGAGAAACUUUACAUGUAGACUAGAAUAGAAGUUAAGACACAGACAAUUCCUAUCAACUCGCGACAAUCCUGAUAAAUGUAUCUAACUCCAGCAAUUUGCACUAAAAUCUAUAGAAAGCUGGUUUUCUUUCUUUAGUCCCCACUCGCCCCCGUCUGAAAAUGGAUUCCAGAUAUAUUUUGGAGAAGUCGUCGGUUGAGACAAGGGUCGGGGUCGGUGGAGCGGCUUUUAACUGCCGGGCAGGCCGCUCCGUGCUCCGCGACACACGGGUCCCCACGGUGGAAAAAAGCGGUCCCAUGCCGGCGUACACGCACGGGCCCGUCCUUUACAAAUUUGUAAUGGACGUCGGCUCAGCGGCGGAGGUGAAAAGCGAAAGAACCUCUCCCAAAGGGAACGGACUGUCUCCGGGUGGUCGAAUAUUGCACGACAUGGAAAAAAAUGGCCUGGGGGACCUAAAAGACACCGGUUCCACUGGGAUCCUGAAGAGGGCCAGUCCCACUCACUGCCCAGGAAUAAAUGGGCAGUUGCCAGGUGGCUUCAUGCAUUUGGACAUCAGCAACCUAGGGAAACAAGCAGAGCUGGCCAACAGCUUCAGGGCAGCACAAGUGCAGAAUGUACCACCGACAGAAAGACAACCCCUCCCCUCCUCCCACAUCCCUGUCCCCAGAAACAGGAAGCCCUCAGGUCAUGCUGAUAAGGAGGUGAUGGCUGCCACCGUCCUGACCUCACUGUCCACAUCCCCUUUGGUGCUCUACCCUUCCACUGCAUCCACAGUCCCAGAGCCAGCCAGCAGGGCUUGGAAAGAGGUGCUGUCAGCUAGCUACAGCAGUUCCACCAGUGGCAACUGGAGCUGGGAUGCCAGCGACCAAUCGGUGCCCUCCACACCGUCCCCACCUCUAUCCAACGAUACCAACAAGAACUUCCUGCUCUCAUCCCAGGGUGAUGACGUCAAUGAGGAUGUCACAGAGAGCACGCACUUCAUGUUUGAGGACCCCAUACCUCGGAAGCGAAAGAACUCAAUGAAGGUGAUGUUCAAGUGCUUGUGGAAGAACUGUGAAAAGGUCCUCAGCACCUCCUCAGGGAUUCAGCGACACAUCCGCACCGUCCACCUGGGGCGAAACAGCGACUCGGACUACAGUGAUGGAGAGGAGGACUUUUACUACUCAGAGAUUGAGGUCAACAUGGACAGCCUAACAGAAGGCUUGUCCAGCCUCACACCCACCUCGCCCACCACGGCUGGUCCUCCACCUGUCUUCCCGCCACCACUUACAGAUGUCCCUCACUCUGAACACAUCAACAUGGAUGGUUCGCAGAACCACGCCCCUACUCUGCUCAGUCAAUCAGCUCCUUCCACGCUCUGCCACAUCCGCACUGACCACGCCUACCAGGCCACUGCUCCAGUGAGUAUCCCAGUGGGUCCUGAGCUGGCAGGGUUAGGCAGUGGUAAUGGGACCGGGCCUGGAACUGGGACUGGGAAUGGCAUCAGUGUGUCGUGGCAGUCCCCUCCUGUCAUUUUCAAAGGCACCCCGGGGCCUGUGACUCAUGUCCGAACAGUUAGCAUUGGUGAAAAGAGGCAGCCGGCAGCCAACAUGCACACCACUGUUAACAAGAACCAUGCUUUAAUAACACCACCAGCUAAGUCAGCACCAGGAACCAGGAAACCCCGUGGGGAGGCGAAGAAGUGCCGAAAGGUGUACGGCAUGGAGAAGAGAGACAUGUGGUGCACAGCCUGUCGCUGGAAAAAAGCCUGUCAGAGAUUCACCGACUAAUCCAGUCCUCUUCCCGUGUGUGUGAGAUGAGCUCUUCCUCACUCAGAGCGACAGCAAAGUGGAGUCUUCCACUGAGGAGAUAAGGGGAGAUUUCUUCAUGAGGGAGCUCUCAGCGCUGCUUCCUCCAGCCCAGCAGGAGCUUCGCCUUCUCUCUUUUCCAUUUCCAAACACAAAGAUAAAAUAAAACUGGUGGGUAAAAACAAAAAAAACAAAAAAACAAAAACAAAAACAAAAAAAUCAGCAAGAAAAAAGAACUUUAUGCAGGUUUGGAGACUUUUUCUAAGACUGAGACUGAGACAUUUUCACUCUGUUGAUAAAUAAGGAAAAAAAGAAACAUUUAAAUUGGAUUCUGAACCUUCUGAUUUGACUUUUGUUUAUCACUUGCCAUUUUUUCACAGCCUCAACUCAAGGCAAAGUUUAAAGACUACAGAUAAGCUUUUGGGUAUACUCUAUUGUUCAUUAUAGGAGCAUCAUGUAAGCUACUGUUUACAGGGUGGAUCAUGAAUCUUUUUGGAGGUUCAAGGGUUAACGCCAGAUUGCUCAGUAAGACCUUUGUAGCAUAUCUGUUUUUCAUUGUCACUGUUUAAGGGACUUCAAACCUACCAAAGGCAAAAAAGCCUAUUCACUUAAAACCAACAGCGUAGGUGCAAGUUCAAUACCGAAUCUAACAUCACUGUCUUCUGCAGCCUUACUGGGUAUCAACUGUAUGUUUAAACACAUAUUGUUCAAUAUCUAACAACCUGUUCAUUAAUCAAAUUCAGUACAGCCAGCGACACUUCUUGUAAUUCAACAAAAAUGCACAAAACCUCACACAAAGUGGUACAAAGAGUUUUCCCCUUGACCUUCCAAAAUAUUUUCGAGAGAUGUACACAAUAUAUGAAAUAUAUUUCCCCCUCUUGUUCUCUUGUACCCUUGAGAUAUGCACCUUGAAGAAAUAAGUCCUCUUUUAGAGUAUCACUGUAACCACAGCGUAUGCCUGAGAGAGUGGAUGUCUAUUUCUUAUAUAUAGUUUAUUUUCAGCAAUGAGUUGCUUAUGCAACUAGCAGUUGCACUGUGCAAUCAGCAGAAUUACAGCAUUUAAUAUUGUCUUUCUUGCUUUGUGGUUGUCAUUAUUGUUAAGGGGAAUUGAGGCAGAUAAGCCCAGUUUUUUCCUUUGACCGCUGAUGUAAGAGAUUGUUUACCCCAAUGAAUGAUACAUGAAUGAUAACUACCCUUUGAAACUUUAACAUACAGUCUGACUGAUGUAAAUUGUGUAUGUAGGUAAAUAACAUAGAGAUUGUAACCAAACAAUCACUACCUGAUCAUAAGUCAGGCAUUCUAAUUCAUUUCUUACAGUUUUAAAUGGAGAGGUUACCCAAUCUUUAGUCUUUGGAAUAAUAAUCAUUAACCAGCAGUGCAACAUUUGUAGAUACCAAACCUAACUUCAUAGGUAUCAAGACUUUUUACUAUGUCUUUAGUAGAUGUUGUGUUUAAUCCUUUAGAAUUCCCUUUCACUCUGGUCUGACAUUUGAAAAUGAAAAGUAAGAAUCAAAUCAAGCAAGUGCAGAGCAGCCGUGAUGGUGGUCAACUGUAUACUGAUUCAUAUGGAAGUAAGUGUAACAAAAAAGUUUUAAAAUGUUGUACCAAAGUGGAGUUUUACUUUUAAGAAUAGGCCUGCAUUAGCAAAUGGCAGGCCAAGUUUUCCAAACUUUAGAUACAAUUUAGGUAGAUUUUUAGAUAGUUUUAAAUUGUAAUUUUUUAUAUAUAUAACUUUUAUCUUUGUUUUUUGUUUUUUCCCAGCAAUUUCCAGCAAUAUUGGCCAUUCUAAGAAAAAAGCACCCUUUAAUGUCAAAACCCAAUUUGUUACUUGCCUGGUAUCUCUAUUAUCCAAGAUAUAAAACAGAAAAAAUUUGAAAAAAUGCAAAGACAGCAGCAAUCUUACAAUUCUGUUUUUCUAGAAAUAUUUAUAAAAGAUGCUCUACUGCAACACAAAGACAAAUACAGUGUAAUGAGUCAAGUAGUUAUUCUUAAAAGGUUACCAGCCUCAAAUUGGACACUUGCAGGGUGAAAUGUGUUUGUAAUUGACUUAAUGACAUUGAUGGACAACAUAAUGAUGAUCUCUUAUUGGUGAUAUCAAUGAUGGAAGUAGAAGACAAAACCAAACAUCAAUAGUCAUAAUUAAGAACGUUUUUAAGAAAUUCCUGCAUUCAGCUGAAAAUUUUUUUAAAAGUUUCAUAUUUUUCCCCUCAUAAGUAACCUACAGUCGUCGUUAACCUGCUCUGAGUCGAUUUCUAUCACAUUAGAUUUAAAUAAAUGUGAUAAAAGACAAUACUGAACGUUUUCUAAGAUGAUAACCUGCUUCCCAUACCCAACCAUAUAGUCAAGUCGAUUUGUUUAUUUAUAUAGCCCAAAAUCACAUAUUUGCCUCACUGCUUCACAGUCUGCACAACUCUAUCAUUACACCCAGAAUCCAGACAAAGAUUAACAGGUAUUUUUCUGAUCUGCUCCCAGAGGCAGAGUCAUGACAGUAGAUGUAUAUCGGUGAAGAGAUUCACCCUUGCGCUGUUUUUUAGCAGCUUUUUGAAUGUAGAGUCUGCUGCGUGUCCUCUACUCUCUAAGCGCUCCUAACACUGAUCUUACCUGAUCGCCAUGGCAACGUAUGACAAACACGCACACACACACACGAAAAUACAGAGUGCCUGUCCUUCCCUACAUGAGCAGGCCAACUUUGAGCGGACUCCUUGACCGAGGAUCGGUGCGACUUUAGACCUUGGUCGCCAUAGAAACACCUGUGGUGUCCUCUGUCGCUAAAGGGUCACUCGUGCUGUCUGCUGUCAGCUGAUACCACAUUAUGAGCGACCAGUUAUCACUUCUCAACGAUAGAUGAGAAGCAGAUGCCUGAUUGUUCGUUGCCUGCUUGAAGCCAGUGGGCGAAAACAUAUUAAGCACACAUGGUUGCUGUAAUAGUAGUUAUUAAUAUCUCAUUCAGUUCCUGUUAUAAACCGCCAUAUUAUUUUGAAAAUUACUGAUCCUGCCUGUAAAGUGUUUAUUCCAGUGGCAUCCCAGAUAAGCUAGGUCUCCCUCUCUCUCAGCUUGUGAGAGCAGCUGGCAGACCUCUUCCGGUCAGAAACUUCACAAAGUGCCAAUGAAAAGAACAUAAAAAGGAAAAGGUAUACUGACCUAAUGAAAUUGCACUAUGUUGCACUGCGCAGAAACAUGUUUUUAUACAUGGACAUUUUAUAUAAACAAAUUUUGAAGUGAAAGCAUUUUCUUUUUUCGAAGGGGUGGGAGGGUUGUCGUCACUGCCCGAUGGAAUAAAUGGGGUGUCAGGGAUGGGGGUUCUGUGCCUCUGAGGUCCCCCAUUAUUAGCAAGUGAUCAGUCGACAGUUAAUGUCUUGCUCUCUGUGUCAGAUUUAUUGUACUAAACAUAGUGGUGCUGGCAGUUGUAGAAGUGUGGUACUGGGAAGUACAGUGUGGUACUUAGGUAGUCAGUCACUUUGCCUUUCCUUGGAGGAGUGCCAAGGGCCGAAAGCAGCACCUGCCUUGUCUCAGUGAUGGGAAAACACCGGUCUUAGUCAGUAGCUACAGAUUAUCGUCUUGAUAACAAAUACUUUACAGCGUUUUUAUUUCUUGGGGUAUUUUCACUAUACACACACACAUUUUUAUCCAUAAAGCUCAUCUUUGUGCUUCCUUUACUUAAAUAAAAAAAUAAAAAAGCAGUUUCAUGCUUAUUUACAUUUUACUGAGCUGAGGUAGUAACUGUAGAUACUGUUAUUAGUGCUGGAUACCACUUUUAAUUCUGUUAUCUCUGGUUUGGUCAUAGAUUGAGUGUCAAAUGCAGCCCGUCAGCUCUCUCUCCAUCCUCAAUGUAAGCACUUUUUGAUUAAACCAGCAGGGUUAGAGGCUGAUGCUUUUGCUGGCAAUGAAUGGGACUGUUAGCACAUGUUAAGCUAACAGGUUCCUGUGCUUGCUGGCCACUAUUCCACCUUUUUUUCGAGUUGCACUAAACUGGCCUGUGACCAUUAAGGCCCAGGCUGCAGCAUUAAGAGCUCAGCUCGGCUGAGUGCGGCUUGGGUCAUCAUGGGCAGAAAGAACUCUGGGUACAAAGUUGUUGUUGUGCACAGUUCUUGGACAAGAGAACUUUAUUGGUGAUUUUUUGCAAAAUACAUCAACAAUUAAAACUUUCACCUAGACAACGAGAGAUGGAGAUUGUAGAUGACUUAAUGGGUGUGCAGGGACAGUGGAUGGAAAGCAGACACGAGACACGCAGUGACGAUAUAGAUGGAUAUACAGUUUCAGGGCUUUCUUGUACAUAUGCAACAAAAGAGAACAGUGCGGCUUUUUCAUAUAUUGUUGUUUUCAUUGUUGUUGUAUCUCUGUUGUAUGAAAAGGAAACUUUUUUACAGUACAGUUGCUCAGAAUAUUUUUCUUUCAUUUUUUUAAAAUGUCGAUUGAGAAGCUAUAGUGGACAUAACACGUAAAGAUUCAAUGUAUGUUGUAGCUUACAGGCAAAGGGGAGAAAAACAAAACCUGUUGAAUGUAAAACUUACAAAAAGAAAAAGACUUUUGUUUUUUUUUUUUGGUAUAUUUGCUGGCUAGUUUGUACUGCCUGUAGUGAACCAGUAGCGCAUCCUGAUUUUGGUAUCCAAAUCUUUUAACACCCACAGACAGCUGUCGCCACACUGCUAAAUCAUAACACAACCAUGCAGUAUUGCUUUACUAUCUUACUUUGUGCAAUGAGAUGCUUUAUAAUGGAACAAGAACUAACUUGAGCUUUUUGGUGACAUCUGGGCUACUCGCUCACACUGUUGCUGUUUGUCUUUUGUCUUUCUCCCGGCCAAAUAGUAAUUUGUUUGGAUAAUGUGUGUUUAUUGUUGUCGUGGAUGUUGUUUGUGGUUGUGAUGUUAAGUUGUUGUUAGGCAGGAUAACCUUCGACCUUUGGUCAUGAUGAAAAUUUGAACCUUGCAGGAAUCUUUAUCCUGCCCUGCACAUUCCAACAGACAGCAUGCUUUCAGUGUCUUCCACCUGUUUCCUAAUAGACAUAUUCUUCCCAUCUCCUCUUCAUUACAGUGAUUCUUCUCUGAUCACCGUGUCCUUUUCCAUUUCUUGUUCUUGUGCUAUCCAGCUUUACUGUGGUCCCACCCAAGCCUUUACCCAGUAUAUUAAGCUAAACUAAACCCUUGAAAUGUGCAUAAAAAAGCCUUUGUUAUUUCCAAAUAUGUCAAAAUUUAUGUGCUGCUUUCUUGAAUGUCAUUUUUUCAUUUGUGUAUAAACUAGCAGCAGCAAAGCCAAUAGAUCUCCUUCCAAAUCAAAUGUAAUGCAUUGCAAUGGCAGCUCCACGCAGUUUUCGGCUUCUUCUAGUGUGCUCUUAUUGUUUGUCCAGGCUUUUACCCUCUGUCUGUCAGAUCUCUCACUUGAUGACCAUUUUUUUUCUCUCGUUGUUUUUACUGAGCCUUACACUGGCUGGUGUGAAAACUGACUUUUGCUUUGUUUUCUCAUUGAUUGAUUGAUUGAUUGAUUGAUUGAUUGACUGUCUGGCUGAGUUUGAGGUUGUUUUGCAUGUCUAGCAUCGCUGAUUUUUUUUCCUGUUUCGUUUUUUUGUUAGGAGAUAUAACACUGAAGGGUUUUAUGUGUUAGGUUUCCCCUUUCAGUAACUGAUAACCCAAGGGUGUUUUAGUUUGUUUUCCUCUAAAUGUUAAGAUGCUUACUGCAUCCCGACACACACACACGAACACACACACACACGAACACACACACACACGAACACACACGAACACACACACACACACACACACUAAAGCAUUUUGAGGGAAACACGACAUCAGCCUUGGGUCUUCACUGGAGGGCAAGAUUUCUCUUGUGUGUGGGAACAGCCUUUGGUCUUCAUCAGCAGUCCCACGCACAUGGAGGAAGCACUUUCUGAGGAGUGGUGCACUCAAAGAGUAUUUGUGUGAAUGUCAAGCCUAUGACUAGUGCUUGAAAAGAUGGAUGACCAUGUAUGAUGCUGAUAAUGUGACCUAUGUGAUGUAAUGUGACAGAAAGAAAAUAAACCUGAAUGGA